AUGAAAGGAACAGGAUCACCAUCAAUAGGUCGUUUUCAACGUCGACCAAGUUUAGGAACAUCUAUAGCUAGAGCUAUGAUAUCAAUGAGUCCAGAUGUUACUUUUGAUAGAAUAUCUGAAAACUCAACAAGUCUUAGUAUAAAAUUAUGUGAAUCACUUGAUUCAUCUUUUUCGGGUACAUCUUGCUUUUCUCCAUCGACAGCUUUAAGUCAUAUAACAGGUAGUAGUUCAACAUUACAUUCAAUGACUGAACGAACUACAACUUCAAAUUCUCCAGAAUAUCCGCCAACACAAUUUCAUUUACUUGAAAUACCGAAUGAUUUAAAUUUAGUUUUUAAUCGUCUUGAUGCUUGGCAAGAACCGCAUAGUGAACAGCAUAUCAUUGAAACUUCUCGAUCAACAAAUGUUAUUCCUACUGAACAACAUUUAUUUCCAUUGAAUAAUAAUACAGGAACAUCAUCAUUUAUGAAAUAUAUUCAAGAAAAUACUAAUCUUGGAAUCAAAUGGGAUCGUUUAUUAAAUCCAAUUAAAGAACCAUUCACAAAAAAUAUACAUGAACAGCAACAUAUUCAAUUAGCAUUGUCGUUAUUUAAAUUGAUUUUACGUUUUGUAAAUACAUCGGAACAUGAUAUAAAACGAGAUCGAGCAUUAGGUGAUUAUAUAGUUCAAAUGGGUUUAAUGAAUGAAGUUUUACGUGAUGAAAUAAUGAUUCAGAUAAUAAAUCAAAUAUGGAAUAAUAUUGAUUUAAUUAAAUUAAAUAAAGCAUGGAUUUUAAUGUUUAAUUGUAUUGGUUGUUUUCCUCCAUCAUCAAGAUUUUAUAAAUAUUUAUUCAAUUUCGUCUCAGGAGAAAAUCCAUCCAAUAGUGAAGUAGGUAAACGAAAAUUAUUAGCAGCAGGUUCUGCUGAUGCACCAAGAACAUAUCCACCAACACAAUUAGAAUGGUCUGCUAAUAAACGUUCAAUUCCAAUGGCACUUCAAGCAGCAUUUUUCGACAAUUUUGAAAUUCUCGGAGAAGUUGAAUCAUGGAUGACAGGUGAACAAUUUGCAUAUGAAUUAGUAUCAUCACGUGGUUUAUCAAAAGAUAAUUCAUUUGGAUGGACUGUAUCAUUAGAAGAAAAUGACAAUGAAAUUGAAUUAAUGGGACAUGAUUAUAUACUUGAUUUAAUAAGUGAAUUAGAAAUUCCCCCAUGUUCACCAGUUUGUAAAUCAUUUUUUCUUAUUCAUGAUGGUCGUGAUCGUUCAUCAAAAAGUCAACGACGACGCAAUCAUCGUACAACAGUUAGAUCGAAAGAAUGGUUUUUAAAAAUUGAUAAUACACGUUCAAGUCGUUUGUCGAAAAAUCGUCGACGAGUAUCAUCAUCAAAUUGUUCAUCACCAUACAAGUAUCCGAAACAUUUUAGUAGUGAUGAUCAACAACAAAUUGAAAAAAAAUAUAUUAAACAUCAUUCACCUGUUUAUCAUGAUGUAACGAGUAAAAAAUCGAAUUCAUCAUUAUCAUUAUCAUCAUCAGAAAGUUUGCAUGAACAUCAACCAUUUUCAUCACCGCUAUCGGCAACAAAAGAUAUAUCAAAAGUUGAUGCUACUAGUGCAUAUUCUAUAACUGAUGGUCAACUAGAUGAAAUUCCUAUACAAAAAAGUGAAAUAAACGUACCAUUUCAUCAAGAUACACCACCAUUACCACGAUUAGUAUCAUCAUCAAGAUCGAGUAGAGAAAAACAAAAAGUUGAUGAGGAAAUAAAACCUAUUGAAAAACGAGUACAAGUAAAUAAUCAAUCAUCAAUUAAUAAAACAAAUCUUAUAUCAGCACCAAUGUCAACUAAUGAACGUAAAGGAUCAAUACGUAAAACAAAUACAUUUACAUCAUCAUCACAUUCAAUGGUUGAUUCUGGAUGUGGUGGACAUCUUAUAUCAAAAAUACCUGCUUUGCGUUGUUUUCGUCCAACUAAACAACAUCAUACACCAAAAUCUCAUAAAACAUCACCAUUACCUCCACCACCACUUGUUGUUAGUGAUUAUAGUGGUGUAGAUAAUCCAACAUCAUUUUAUGGAGAAUUUUCUGUUUGUUCUGAUGGUCCAGCAAAUAUAAAUCAAUAUGAAAAAAUUGGAUCAUCAAUUCAUAAUGCAGCAAAGCCCAAUGGUCAUAAUGAUGAAUAUCGUUUGUCAAGUGUCUAUUCAGAGGGUGAUGUUAUUGAUGAUGUUCAAGCUGAUUUAACCGAGUAUGAAACUGAAGAUGCACAAAUGAAGAGAAAUUCGCCGACGAAAGAUAAUUCUAAACCAGGAACUAAAUUUGUAAAAAACAAAAUAGUACGACCUAAAUCAGGUUAUCCACAAGCUAAAAAACAAGGAAAUUCCAUAUUCGAUUCUGAAUCUAUUGCUACUAUAACUGAUCUUCCAUUACCAUGUCAUAAAUCGGAUGUUGAAGCAUUUCUUGAUGAUCUAUUCGACCGUGCACUUGAUCCAAAAAAUUUAGCUAAGAAAAAAAGUCAAACAAAAACAUUAUCAACAUUUGAUCAACGACGCUUACAGAUGAUAUCAAAUAGUCGUGUUGAUCCAUCAGCACGUCGUCGUGGUUUAUCACAUUUACUUCAUAAAAAUCAUAUACAAAAAAAAUCUUCAAUUCGUUCAGCUAACGGUAAUGAUCAAAAUGGAAAGAAAAAGAAAAUGAAAAAUGAAAAAAAAGAUACUGCAGAACGAAAAAAACCUACUAAAACAAAGAAAAAACGUAAUCAACAAUUAAAUACUAAUAACAAUAAUAAUAAUAAUAAUAAUGCAACGAAGAUUGAUCAUAGUUUUUCAUCAUUUACAAGCGAAAAUAGAUUUAUAUUACCUCAAAUUGGUUAUUCAAGUCGAACAGAAACUGAUGAUACAAGUGAAUAUACAAAAUAUAUUCGUCGACCAAAACAUCGUGUUUUUUAUCGACAACCAAGUGGUUUUUGUAAUCAACGAUUUGAUCGAAUGCGGCAAAUCUCUACUAUUAAUUCUAAUGAACAAAAUCCUAUUGAAAAACAUUCUCAUUUUGAUAAAAAGAAUAUAAAGCUUAUUCCAAUUAAUCCUGCUGUAUGUUUUGCAACAACAAGCUCAGCAUCAACAGUAACUAAAUCAAAUCAAUCAACAACAUCAACAAAUUCUAAUGGACCUGUUUUUGUACCGGUUAUUAAUAUUAGUGGAAAAAAAUAUCUCCCAGUUUAUUUAAAACAAUCAACAGACGUUAAUACUCCGACUGAUCAAAUAAAACAAUCCGAUCAAAUGCCACAUCACUCAGAAAAUUAUAUUACUCAAUUAAUAUCCUCUAAUCAAGUAAAUUUAUCAAAGAAAACACCAACUAUAAUCGAAGAAAAUGAAGUUGAAACACAAUCAAAUCCAUCUCCAACACCAAUAACAAAAACUAAUAUACGUGUUGAACGUCUUUCAAUGUCACAAUUAGAUGUAAUAUCUUCACGUAAUGAUAAAACACAAAAACAAUUUAUUUCAAAAGAAAAUUCAACAGCAAAUAAUAAAAGUCCUGUUAAAAUUUCUUCACAUAUAUUCAUACGACGCUCUCCUGAAUCUCAAAAAAAUUUACGAGCUAAAACAGUACGAAUUGGUAAAAUUCGUUGGCCACCACCACUUAAUGCAGAAGAAUUAGACAGUGCUAAUCAACAAAGACGUAUGCUUGUACAACGUCGUAUACAAGAAGAAAUUCAUGGUAAUAAAACAAUACAAAAUGAAAUGCAUCAAAAAAGUAUCAUUAAUAUAUCUAAUGAACAUGCAACAACAUUACCAGAUCGGUCUCAAACUGUGCAUCAUAUAAAACAGUUAACUGUUGAGCAAAAACUUCCAAAUGAUCGACGUUCACAAACUGAUGCAAAAUUUCUAUCAACAUCAACAAAUGAUCAACAAAAAAAACCUUCUACUGCAAAUACAUCCAUUGAUCGUAUCUCACAAUAUUCAGAUAAUGCGGGUGGUGAGGAUGAUGAUGUAUCAACAAAUGAAAUUGUUACACGAAAUCAAUCAUCAAAAUCAGAUUUUCAUAAAACACUGACACCAAUGAUCGGGAAAGAAAAUUUUGAACUUCGAAAAAAAUUAUUUGAAAAUCCAGAUGAUUCAUCAUUUGCAGAUGUUGUUCCUUCUAGCAAUGAAGCACCGAAUACAGCAAGUAAAUCUUCAUCACAGCAAUCACUUAGUUAUUUAACUUAUCAUAAUAUUGCAUGGAAAUUAAAAAUUCGAAAAGAGGUUUUUUCACCAAUUGAAACAUUUGAUCAACCACUUUUAAUUGAUUUAUUAUAUUUACAAAUUGUAUAUGAUACAUUUUCAACAAUAUGCAUUCGAAUAAGUGAAGCAGAACGAUCAAAUAUGAAAACAUUUUUAUCUUCACAUGGUGUUGGAGUCAUUGGUGAUAUUAAUUUAAUAAAUAAAUUAUCAAUUAAAAAAUCCAUUAUUGAGCAAGCACGUCAAUGGGCAACAUAUUUUUGUCGAUUUUAUCCUGUUUCUAUACCGAAGCAUCAUUCUGACGAAGUACAAAUGUUAGGCAUAUCACAUUUAGGUAUUCGAUUAAUUAAACGAAAUCGAACAAAAAAUGCAAAUGAUACAUUACAAAUACUUGAAACAUUUCCAUUUGAUAUGAUUCAACAAGUUUCACCGAUUCGAAAUGCUUCAACAAUUGAUUUACGUCUAACAAAAAAACGUAUUACCAUUCAUUCACAUCGAAUUCAAAAAAUUACACAACUUAUUGAUAAAUUUUUAACAGAAUUUCGAAUUGAUAAAAUUAAAACUUCUCAUAUAUCACAUCAUAAAUCUUCUCGUGACAAAUUCUCACCAAAUUUGAUGUCAAAUACAAGUGAUCUAUUAAAAUCAUCAAGUCAAGGUAGUUUAAUCAGUUGUAGUCAGACAUUUAGUGAACUUAUUCCAUCUGCUUCAUUCGAUACUCAUACACCAAAACCAACACAAAAUGAUAUUGUUAUUCCAAAUACAUCUAUGUUACCAGGUGGAUAUUCUAUGAUGGAAUUUGCUUUACAAAAUUUUCAAAUGCCAAGUAAAAGACAAUCAAAGAAAAGUUGGAAAACUUCAGAAUGGACAUGGCAAGAUUAUAGUGAAUUAAUUAGAUGGGCCAAAAGUCCAAUUCAAUCAGGACUUCUUCGUCAUACAUCAAAUGAUUCAACUCGUAUUGCUCGGCAAGCUUUUCUUGCUAUCAUGCGUUUCAUGGGUGAUCAAACAAUGUCACGAGGUCAAAGUGAUAUUGAUUGUCUAUUUUAUCUGCUAAAAAGUAUGCAUAAACAUCGAACAAUAAUUGAUGAAAUUAUAUGUCAAAUUAUAAAACAAUUAACAGAUAAUAAAAGUACAAAAAAUGAUAGUGUUCAACACGGAUGGAAAUUACUUGCUAUUAUACUUAAUUAUUUUAUACCAAGUGAAAAUUUACGACCAUAUUUUGUUAAAUAUCUUAAUGAUAAUAUGAAUCAAAAUGAAAGAUUAGUACGAUUAUGUUUAAACCAUUAUGAACAAACAUUAAAAUAUGGUGGAAGAAAAAAUACACCAAGCAAAGCUGAAAUUGAUCUUAUUACAAUUAAUGGUCGAACUACAGGAAAACGUCAAAUAUUUUUAUUACCAGGAGGAUAUCCAUUGGCACUCAUGGCGACACCAUCAAUGGUAAUUGGUGAUUGUCUCAAUCUACUGUGUCAACAAUUGAAUAUAUCGAAUAGCUUAGAACAUGAUGAAUAUUCUAUUUUUAUUAUAAGUGCUUCAGAAAAUUCAUCACGUUUAUUAAAUCCAAGUGAAUAUUUAUUUGAUAUUUUGAGUGAAUGUGUUCGAGCAAAUAUAGAUGAUUAUCAUUUAAUUAUAAAACGUAUGCUUUGGUUCACUAUUCCUAUGAUACUUGAUGAUAAUAACAAAUCCGAAAUAUUUAUCGAUUUUAUGUAUCAUCAACUUGUACCAGAAUUACUUGAAGGUACCAUGAUAGUUAUCAAAAACAAUCAUUUGUCAGAUGAAAUCAUGCAACAAAUUUCAUUGAUGGCCGCUCUUCAAUUUCGUGCUUCGAAUAAAAUUGGUCUUCCUUCAAUGCGAGAAGUAAAACAUCUUCUUCCAUCUACUGUGUUAAAAGUAAAAAAUGUUCGCCCUCAAGUAUGGACGACCACAGUUCAUGAAAAACUUGAUUCAUCUAUCGAAUCUAUGACACCAAUAGAAGCUAAAUUAAAUUUUUUAAAUGUUAUUCAAACAUGGCCUCUGUUUGGUACAACGUUCUUCACAGCUCAAUCAGUUAACGAUCCAUCGAUUCGAUCACCUUGUCUGAUUGGUACUUUUAAAAAUGGAAUAUUAUUUCUUGAUAUAGAUACUCGAGAAACUCUCUUUACAAUACCAUAUAACGAUGUAGUUUCAAUUCGUCGACAUCAAAAUUUAAUUGAUAUUAAACAUGGUAGUUUAAGUCAACCUCAUCUUCUUGAAUGUCAAGUUGAUAGAGCGCAAGAUUUUGUUGCAUUAGCUGGACGUUAUUUAAGUUUUAUUGGUCGAAGUUUAACAUCGGCAUUGGAGAGAAAAUGUGAUUCUCAACAAUAUCACAGACCAUCGACAUCAACAUACAAUGAUCCAAUUAGUACAAUAUUGUAG
Molecule: messenger RNA, 6576 nt
Organism: Rotaria sp. Silwood1
Lineage: Eukaryota; Metazoa; Rotifera; Eurotatoria; Philodinida; Philodinidae
Source: the annotation of a GenBank genome assembly